This is a messenger RNA of Seminavis robusta, 1227 nucleotides long. Lineage: Eukaryota; Bacillariophyta; Bacillariophyceae; Naviculales; Naviculaceae. The record is from the annotation of a GenBank genome assembly.
AUGAGUGGAGAGUGUUCCAACCAAGAUGCAGGGCAAUGCGCUUUGGUGGAGCUUCCUGAGACGAUCUUGGGGCACAUUGUGGACUUUCUGACCUUUUCAGAAGCCCAUGGAUGUCUGUAUGUGGUGAAUCGUUCCUUUUGGUUUCAGCACCGUCCCAGCGUUGCUCGUACAACCGUUGAGGUGACUGUCGAUGCUUGCAACAUCACGGGCCGAGUGGAGGAUGACGAUGAUCCGAGCCGAAAAUUUGACGCUUGUCUUCCCAUGACGAAAACAUUGGAAGUCUACUCGAACCUACGGGUUCUGGAUCUCCAGUCUCUGGCCACGGAUGAAUUGUUGGGAUCACUCAUGGAAGCGGACUGUUUGCCACAGCUCACAACGAUUCGCAUGCGUCGAUCUCGUGGUGUCACGGAUCAAGGGCUGAAAUUUUUGAGUCGGCACAACAACAACAACAAUUUUGAUUCCAGAUCGCAAUUAGAAGAAAUUGACAUUACCUUUUGUCAGAAUACCACAUACCGAGGCACAUUUCCAUUGCGCGACAAGCUUCCCCAUUUAAAGUUACUGAGACGACAGCCCGAAUGGUUGGAUGGACAUUUUCAUACUCCCUUUGGCGAUUCUGGUGGUGAAGUGGAAGUUCACACAUACUGGCCGGAUGGGACCUUUUCCUUCCAUCGGGCGACUCAAUCCACCGGGUUUGUCUUGAGCUGGAACGAGCUCCAGAAUAAUAAUCAAGAUCCACAACCCAUGGUAGGCGAUCGCCUCCAAUUCAACAAUUUUCAUCCACCCGCUCAAUGGACCCUUCCCGAGUGGUACGAUGUCUUCCGGUUUGCUUACCGACCUGGAGUUUGUUUGCUGCAGCUGCCUGAAUUAGAUCACACUUCUACUACAAGUAGUAAUAGUGAGAGACAUGUCUUGGUGGGACAGCGUCUGCGGCGACUAAAGGCACCAACCUGUUUGGAUCGAGUGGCACGAGUAGCCGAUCAGAUCGCCGUGGGGACAUCCCGCUAUGUGGACCCUUGCACGCUGCAGAUUGACACCGAGCUGAACCCAACAAGGCGACAUUGGCUGUUGAUUAGCAAGAUGAAAGUGCUUCCCUUGGAGGAGAAUGAUCUCAUGCCACCGGCAGAGUUGGUGGAAGAAUGCCGCCGUACGUGUCAAGCCAUGGGCACCUACGGAGAAGCCCGAUUGAGCCAAUUCGAAGAUGUGUUGGACGAUAUCCUGUCCGAGUAA